UUUAUUCGCCAUGGUCUGGAGCGCUUGUCCCUCCGCGGAUCAUCUGCGCGUGGACAUCAACUUCGACCCGACUCGCUUCGAACCGGACACCAUCCAAGACAUCCUCGACAACCUUGUCGACGUGCUCGCGGCCGCCGUCACCACCCCCGAUCGCACAGUCGACAACAUUCCGUUUUCCCAUGCUCUCGAUCAGCUCGCUGCGGCCGGCAUUCCUGUCGAUCCCGCACCAAUCCCCUCAGCGCCUCGUCUCGCUCUCGCUCAAGCCUUUUCAGACGCGGUCAUCGCCCAUCAUGACCUUCCGGCGCUCAUCGACGGAGACCUCACCUUGACAUACCGCGAAGUCGAUAUCCUCUCUUCCGUUCUCUCGAAGCGGAUCCUAGAGGCCACGAAGCAGCAAGAAAUCCAUGCCUUUGUGUCUUUCUGCAUUCCUCCGGGAGCCAUCGCCAUUCUCACCGUCCUCGCUAUCGUGAAGAGUGGUGCUGCAUAUGUGCCCCUCGAUGUACACUUCCCUGCAGAGCGCCUUGGGUCGCUUGUUCAAGACUGUGAUGCAUCUCUUGUCAUCACCACCGCAGCAUCGCCUUCGUUCAGUUUUAAUUGUGAGCGUAUCGCGCACCUGGACGUCACUAGCUUCCUCGACGACUGGAAGUCGCUUGUUGCUGCGUCUGUCCACGAGGACCGCGACGGGUCUGUUUCGCCAGCAGAGUCUUCCAACGACGUCGCCUACGUGCUCUACACCAGCGGCAGCACUGGCAAGCCCAAGGGCGUCGUCGUCAAGCAGUCGUCCGUCGUAUCCUUCGCCACCAACCGCGAUAUCUUCACGUGGGGCCCAGGACACCGUAUCGCGCAGAUCAACAAUCUGGCCUGGGACGCGAGCGUGGCCGAUGUCUGGUGCUCGCUCCUGCUUGGCGCGACACUCGCUGCGCGCAUCGACGGCUUCCUGCUGCCCACGUCGCUCUUCCGCCAGUUCGCCGUCGCCUGCCCGGACGUCUUCCACAGGCUCACGGAGAUCGUGACCGGCGGAGAGGCGCUCGACUAUGCGAGCGUCUGUCAAGUGCGGGCGGCGGCUCCGAGCGCGGUGAUCCGGAAUGCAUAUGGCCCGACCGAGGCGUGCGUGGUGGCAACGACCUUCGACGUUUUCCCCGGCGGCGACGAUGUACCGCAUACCGGGCCCGUGCCCAUUGGUCGCCCGCUCGAGACGGGUCAAGUGCUCGUUGUCGACCGCUACAUGCGGCUCGUGCCGCCGGGUGUCAUCGGCGAGCUGAUUAUCGGCGGCGAGGGCGUCGCCGAGGGGUACCUCAACCGUCCUGCGGAGACCGCGGACGCGUUCGUCGAGCUGCACGUUGAUGGGCUGCCUGGGAACACGAGAUUCUAUCGCACGGGUGAUGUUGUUCGGUGGGUUGACGGACAGUUGCAGCUCAUAGGCAGGAUGGAUGUUGGACAGAUCAAAAUCUCUGGACGGAGGGUCGAGCUCGGCGAGGUCGAGGCGACCAUCCUGCGCACCGGACUAGUCGGCGACGCCGGCGUCAGCUACUACAAGCCGACCGAGACUGGCGACCCGAGCCUCGUCGCAUAUGUUGUCCUUGGCCACGAGCAGACGCCCGAGAUUGACGGUCACGCUCGUGGCGAGGAUGCGUCGGCUGCAGCGCCAAACGAUGAACAUGCCAUUGUGGACACGUGGAGAGACGUGUAUGACGACAUGUAUGCUGCGUAUGAUCUGGCAAAAGCACGCGCAGACUUCUCAGGCUGGGAUAGCAUGAUCACUGGAGGACCUAUCCCGCAGAUCGAGAUGAUCGCAUGGCUUCACGACACCCUCCGGCCGUUCCAUCAGCAGUGCCCACGGACCGCCUUCGAGAUCGGCUGUGGUAUUGGCAUCUUCGUUCACAAGUUCCUUCCCUCUGUCGACCGCAUGUGGGCCAUUGAACCUUCGGCAGAGGCGGCCAAGCGUCUGGGGGAUGAGCUUAAGGCACUCGGAAUGGGCGACAAAACAUCGAUCUGGCAUGCCGCGGCCGACGAGAUCUCCAAGCUCCCUGCAUUUGGUGCGGAGUUUGCAUUCAUGAACUCUGUCGUCCAGUAUUUCCCGUCAGAGGCGUACCUGCACCAGGCGAUCGUCGAUAUCGUCGGCAAGUGCGCACCUGGAGGCCGUAUCCUGAUCGGAGAUGUGCGAAGUCUUCCGUUCGGCAGUCUUCUGGCCCUCGAUAUCGCGACCUAUCGCUGGCAAGACGAGCUCGGGUCGAAGGCUCUCCAGGAUCUGCGGGACGACAUUCUCGAUCGCGAGAAAUAUCGGUCGGAGUUGCUGGUCGAUCCCUCGUUCUUCACCAGUCUUCGUCGCACCAUUCCUACUGUGGCACAUGUCGAGAUCGUCCCGAAGGCGAUCGAGUACUGCAACGAACUCAGCCAGUUCCGUUACCAAGUCAUCAUUCACGUCAACCAGAAGCUGCCCUUGAUCGUUCCUCCUGCCUGGCACGACUACGGAGCAUUACGGUGGAAAGAUUCGGACCUCGAGGACGCGGUGCGCGACUUCGCUGUCGGCGACGAGACCGUUCUGGCGGUGGAACAUAUCCCGAAUCGAUUCCUGUCUUGGGAGCUCGUGGCAGCCACAGCCGUCUUCUCAUCUUCGUCAGAUCGGUUUGCCGACCUCGCCUCUGUGCUUCCUCCACGCAAGGCCGCAGCUGCGCAAGGCUGGUCUGCAUGGGACCUGGAGCGUCUCGCGGAGCGGUGCGGAGUGACAGUCAAACUGAGCGUUGCGCGUCAGAAGGAGACGACGACUCUGGACGCGGUCUUCAUCAAGGGAUCCCUCAACGGCACUGACGGUGGCACCUGGGUCGCAUUCAAGACCGUCGACUACGACGACGCGUCUGUCUCUCCGUUUGCCACAUCGAGGCUGCAAGAGCUGGUUUUCAGGACGCAUGUGGAGAACAGCCUUCUGGAACGCCUGAGGGCGGUGCUGCCGUCGUACAUGGUCCCCGACCAACUCUUGUCUGUGGAUGCUCUUCCGCUCCAGACGAGUGGGAAGCUGGAUCGGCGACAACUGGCAGCGAUGGCGGCGAAAGACGGCAGCCGUGACGCUCACAGAGCCGCCGAAGAUGACAAGAACAUUUUACCCGCGGACGAGGUGGAAGUUCGCUUAUGUGCGAUCUUCGGCCGUUUGCUAUCGGUUCGAGCAGUUUCACCCCUGGCGAAUUUCUUCCAAAUCGGAGGACACUCGUUGCUUGCUACCCGACUCAAGUCUGCGCUCGAAUCAGAAUUCCACGUCGUUGUCCCACUCAGGACGAUCUUUGCCCGUUCCACCCCCAGAAAGCUUUCGGCCAGCAUCCGCGAGGGCCUUACUUCCACAUCGUCUGAUCAGCACAUCGCUCUCCCAAGGAAGACCAUCCUCUCCCCUUCUCGCCCUUCCGACCCAUCUGACGAGCUCUCCUUGGACAUGACGACACCAUCGGACGGGACGCAUUACCCCUUGUCUUUCGCCCAACAGCGACUCUGGUUCCUCUCGAAACUCGCAUAUUACGGAUCGCAGGACAUUUGCUACAACACUCCCUACAUCCUGAAGCUGGAAGGACCUUUGAACAUCGCCACUCUCGAGCGCACUAUCCAGGAGAUCGUCUCUCGUCACGAGAUUCUCCGCACUAUUUUCGUCGAGGUAAACUAUUCUCCGGCUACUCGGGUCGUCGAUUUCUGUCCCCGUCUCGAGGUCAUACCCGUGGACCCCGAUACCGACGAACGAACCAUGCGCGCACUCAUGGGAGACUGUAUCCGUCGCCCAUUCGCUCUCGAUCGCGAGCCAUCGGUCCGCACAACCCUGUUCCAACUCUCUGAGAACCACUUCCACCUGCUCCUAUGCAUGCACCACAUCAUCGUCGACGGCUUUUCGUUCGACGUCAUUCGCCAGGAGCUGGCGGAGAUCUACGUCGCCUUCUCGGCCGGUAAGGACCACGAGGUCCCUCCACUUCACAUUCAGUACAAGGAGUUCGCGCAGUGGCAACGGUCGGAAGACUUCGAGCGUAUGGUGCAGCCUCAGCUCGAGUACUGGACGAAGCAGCUCAAAGGCAACCAGGCGGCGGAACUGCCAACGGACUUCCCACGACCCCAACAUCUCAGCUACGAGGGGAAGGCAUACAUUGCUGAAUUCCCCACGGAACUUUUCACCCGACUGGGACAGAUAUGCAAGCAGGAGCGUGUGACGAUGUUCAUGCUUCUGUCGGCCGCCUUCCGCAUGGUUCAGUUCCAGCUCACCGGUCAGACAGACGCCUCCUUCGCCUUCCCCAUCGCCAAUCGCAAUCGAGCCGAGACCGAGAGGCUCGUCGGGUUCUUCGUCAACACGCAGAUCCUCCGGCUGAAAGUGCGUCCUGGGAUGACGUUCCUAGAACUGAUCCAACAAGCGCGAGAUCUGUCGAUGGCGGCGUUCGAAUAUCAGGACCUGCCCUUCGAGCGGAUCGUCUCGAUCCUGAACCCGGCUCGUGACCUCAAUCGCAACCCGUUGGCGCAGAUUAUCCUCGCUUACCAGACUGUGAAGACUGCGCCAUUCAAUAUAGGAGACGUCCAUGCUUCCAAUCCGCGAAUUAAUAUGGAUACGACGAGGUUCGACAUGGAGAUCCAUUUCUUCCCCAAGGGCGACGGCCUGGCUGGCCAGUUCGUGUACAGCACUGAGUUAUUCAAGGAGGAGACCAUUGUCGACCUGGUAGACCGGUUACAGAAGGUUUUGGAACAGGCCGUCGACAAUGUACGCUUCGCUAUCAAUCCGCCGCGGUCCUCUUCGACGCUUCGCCAGCCGACUCCUUCCGAUGUAGCAGCGUACCUGCGCGACUAUGUCCCUUGCGAAUUCCCUCUCGACAUGUCCAGACGUUUAGACAAUGCGUCUCUGCAACGAGAGACGCAUUCCUUCGCCUUGCCGCCAACCGUGUGCGAUGCACUUCGGGCCUCGUCGAUAGGCGGGGAGGAGCUUCUCACGCUGUACCUCACUGCACUCUCUGUGCUUAACCAUCGUUACACUCGCCAAGAGGAUAUCACGAUUGGGUUUGCGACGAGCAAGUCGCAAGAUAUCGUUCCCGCUAGGCUCGCCGUUUGUUGCGAUGCUGUGCUCUCAGCCGUUCGCGACAAUGCGCAGACCUCGAUCGAGAAGGCAUCCGAGUUCUCCGCCGUGUCCAUCAAGGACGUAUCCACCGCUGUACGGAGACGACAGAAGUCGUUAGUUUCUGCCAUCCACGUUAUACUUUCCCAUAAGUCAAGCAUCGCACCGUCGAAAGAGCUAGGCUUGCUAGUGGAUCUUGAGCUCCGCUACGGCGAUGCCAAUGAGCCUGAUUGCCAGUUCAUCUACGACCUAUCACUCUUCUUGCCCAAUACCAUCGAGGUGUUCUGCGACAGCUUCGUGGACAUUCUCGAGAACCUCCUUCUCCAUCCUGACACGGUCGUCGAGGAGAUCUCGUUCCGGAACUCGGCCAUGCACCUGAAAGAUUUCAGUGUCCCACUUUCCCCGCCCCCACCCGCGCCGACAUCCCACCUCGUCGAUGCUCUGAGCAAAUCUGUGCGCGCGUACCCCGACAUGUUGGCCCUCCAGGAGGGAGAAUUCUUGCUGACGUACAGCCAGCUGAACACGGCCACGUCCUUGCUGGCACAGAAGAUCGUCCAGGUAUCAGGAGACGCGUGCGAGUUCGUCGCAAUGUGCAUCCCCCCGUCGGCCCUCGCUGUCAUAUCCAUCCUCGCCAUCGUCAAGGCCGGAGCCGCAUAUGUGCCCUUGGACGUCCGAUACCCUCCAGAGCGUCUCGAGAUGCUCUUGCGCGAGAGUGGUGCAGGUCUCUUGAUCACGACCUCGCAGUCGCCAGACUUCGCCGGCGACGCCGAGGGUAUCACUCGCCUCGACAUCUCCAACUUCCUCGCCGACAUCGACCUCGCCUCCCCCGCCGACUUCGUCUGCGCUCCUCGCACGGAUGCCGCCUACGUCAUGUACACAUCUGGCAGCACUGGUGUGCCGAAGGGAGUGGUCGUCAUGCAGUCUGCGGUGGUCGCACUGGUCUCGAACACGGAUGUCUUCCCGUUCCAGGCUGGCGACAGGAUCGGGAUGAUCAACAACCUCGCAUGGGACGCCAGUAUCAUCGACAUCUGGUGCACACUACUUACCGGCGCCACGGUCGUCUGCUUCAAUCGGUACGACGUUCUGGACCUGGCCGUUCUUGCGGGACAUUUCCAGUUGUUUAGCAUCACAGGCUGCUUCAUGUCCGGCGCACUAUUCCGCCAAGCCCUCGAUCUUGCACCCCAGCUAUUCCGCAAGCUCCGCAUUCUGCAGGUCGGCGGAGAGGCGUCCUACUACGAGAACUUCCAAAGAGUGAAAUCUGUUAACCCGUCGAUCCGCAUCCUCAACGCCUACGGCCCCACGGAGACUUGUGUCUUCGCCGCCACGUUCUGGACUGACGUUCCCAACAUGCCCACGUCUGGACCUGUUCCCAUUGGCUUACCAAUGUCAACCGCUCAAGUUCUCAUUGUCGACACACAGGGCCGGCUUGUGCCCCCGGGCGUGGUCGGUGAGCUGGUGAUUGGCGGUGCUGGUGUCGGUCCGGGGUAUCUGAGGCGGCCGAAGGAGUCAGCCGAGGCCUUCGUCGAGCUUGGGUUCGACGAACUCAACCAAGGUGUGGCUCGGUAUUACCGCACGGGUGACGCUAUGAGAUGGGGCCCGGAUGGACAGUUGCAUUUCGUCGGGAGGAUGAAUGCUGGCCAGAUCAAGAUCCGCGGACAGCGACUGGAGCUCUCGGAGAUCGAGGUGGUCAUCCGUCAAACCGACUUGGCCAACGAUGCCGUCGUCGUCCAUCUCAAGUCCCACAAGGGCAAAGACGAUCUGCUUAUCGCGUACGCUGUCGCUGCUGCGCCGACUUCGGCCUCGCAAUCUCAUUCCCUCUCACCACGGCUCCUCGAGUCGCUGCGCAAGAGUCUUCCGUCGUAUAUGAUUCCCCAUGUCGUGCGCUGGAUCCCGACUCUUCCUCUGACGCCUAACGGCAAGGUGGACCGCCAUCAGCUUCGAGCGCGGGCUGCCGCCGACGUCGAUAGCAUGCUGAACGAUGACGCAGAGGAAGAUGGAUCGGGCGAGCCCGAGGAUGAGGUCGAGGGACGGCUCUGUAGGAUCAUGGAAGCUCUUCUCGGUCGCACGUCUAUUCGUCGGUCCACGAACUUCUUCGAUGCGGGCGGCCAUUCGCUCCUUGCCUCCCGUUUGGUCUUCCGGAUACAAGAAGCUUUCGACAUCCCGUUCGCUCUAAUGGACGUGUUCCAUACGCCCGUGGUCAAGGCAAUGGCGGGCAAGAUCAGGCAGGCGAUUGCUGCUAAGCCAGCUGAUCGAACAUCGACGACACCUCCGACGCUUGCCCCGGUAUACGAGGAGUUCCACGUACCGCAGGUGCUCGUCUUUUCUGAGGAGCCUCGCAAGCCAUUCUUGUUCUGCGUUCCCAUGGCCACUGGUCUCGGCCACACGUUCGCUGCGCUGUCUCGCUCCACCGACCUGUUCAACGUCAUAGCUCUCAACGACCCUGGGUAUGUUGCACCCGACGACUUCCCCCAAGACCAGGUGUCGACAGGUCACGCCAACACCUUGCGCAAUCCGGGCAUGCACACCGUCGAGAACCACGCCAAGUACUACUACGCGCGUAUUGUCGAGGAGCUGGCCCGCAUCGGUACUACCAAGCCUGGCGCCGCACCGUUCAACAUCUUGGGCUACUCCUACGGUGGACACGUCGCAGUCGAGGUGGCGCGCCUCGCGCAGGACGAGGGCCGGACCGUCAACCUGUUCGUGCUCGACACGUCGGUGCACCCGGUGCAUGAGGCCAAGCUGUCGCAGACGCAGAUCGAAGAGGCCGCGCAUGUUGUCCUACCGACUGUGAUGAGCGUCGUGGAGCUGCCGUUCGGCAACAUGGGAGAGCAAGGAGCACGUCUGAAGCACGACAUCGAGGUCCGCACCCUCAUCAACAUCCAUACGCUCCAUGCGCAUGUGAUGCCGCGGUACGAGGGGCACGUCACGCUGUUCCACACGGAGUCAAAUACAAACCACGGGUUUGUCCCGCUCGUUGGUUCGUUGGACGAGGUUCUCCUGCACGGGAACCACUACCACCUACUCGAAGAAGAGUCUGGCAAUUUGUCUGUGAUUAGUGCGAAGAUUUCCGCAGUCUUCAACGCAUAGGUCUGGUCG
Molecule: messenger RNA, 8161 nt
Organism: Phanerochaete carnosa HHB-10118-sp
Lineage: Eukaryota; Fungi; Basidiomycota; Agaricomycetes; Polyporales; Phanerochaetaceae
Exons: 8
Coding region: 11-8152 (2713 amino acids)
Biological process (GO): amino acid activation for nonribosomal peptide biosynthetic process; secondary metabolite biosynthetic process
Cellular component (GO): cytoplasm
Molecular function (GO): catalytic activity; phosphopantetheine binding
Source: RefSeq, a predicted model, not a curated record